AUGAAGUCGACGAAUUUCCUUGCAGGUGUUUUCGCUGCGCUUACUCAAGCUGCACCUACUGUCGACGAGACAUACGAAUACAAUGGACCUGAUAUCCCCAUCGGCGAUUGGGUCGACCAUACGAUUAAUGGUAAUGGCAUCGGUUUCAUCCGUCUAGUCGAACCCCCAGCUGUAUUACCUGGCUAUGUCAAUGCUACCAACAACGUCAAUGUCAUCUCACUGUCAUAUAUACCUUCCCAGCAUGGCGGGGAUACCGUUGGCAUCAAUAUCCAUUAUCAAACUCCCUUCGGUCUCGGUGUCGCUCCCUCAGUGUACUGGGGUCCCAGUGCUUCGUCUUUGGACGGCGUGGCUAUCGGCUCAACAAGAACAUACGACCGCACUCCUCCCUGCGCUCUCGUGCACAUGACCCAAUGCAGCCAAUUCUUCCACAACGUGCAGAUAGAACACCUUCAACCAGGCACAACCUAUUUCUACCAAAUCCCUGCUGCGAAUGGUACCACUGAGUCGCCUGUUUUGAGCUUUACUACUGCCCAGGCUGUAGGCAAUCCAUCUAAAUUCAGUAUCGCUAUCAACAAUGAUAUGGGGUAUACGAAUGCGAAUGGAACAUACCACUACAUCAACAGAAGUAUGUAUGAUGAGGACGGGCUCGCCUUUGUCUGGCACGGCGGAGAUCUCAGCUAUGCGGAUGACUGGUACUCUGGCAUCGUACAGUGUAACUUCUCGGUUUGGCCCGUCUGUUACAACGGCAGCUUCAGUAGCUUGCCCAACAACGACACCAACCCCGAUUACUUCAAAACACCUCUCCCGAAAGGCGAGAUUCCAAGUCAAGGCAGUCCUCGUGGUGGCGAUGUAGGCGUCCUCUACGAAUCCAACUGGGAUCUUUGGCAGCAGUGGAUGAAUAACAUCACCAUGAAGAUCCCUUAUAUUGUUCUCCCUGGCAAUCACGAGGCAACAUGUGCCGACCAUGAUAACAAACCAUUUCUCCUAUCGUCAUAUCUCAACGAGAACAAAAUGAACGCUUCAAUGCAUAGCGAUAACCCCAACUCGACUCUGACAUAUUAUUCAUGUCCGCCUUCACAGCGCAAUUUCACGGCUUUCCAGAACCGUUUCACUAUGGCAGGUGACAAGUCCGGAGGCAAGGGGAAUUUCUGGCAUUCAUUCGACUAUGGCCUCGUUCAUUUCGUAUCUAUCGAUACAGAAACGGACUAUGCUAACAGCCCCGACAAGACAUUCCGUGAAGAUGUCAAGAAAGCUAAGAAGGAGGAAGACUGCAAAGGCAAAGACAAGGGAAAGGCUAAGUGCGAACCUGAGAAGCCAGAACCGACCGGCUAUCAGUGUACCAAAAUCGAACUAUGCGAUGAGUUUGCGACGGAUGACUUGGACGAAGAGACAUAUCUUGAGUCUGGGAAGGCUCAUCCUUUGCGGAACGAGACGCAUAUCACAGAUGCCGGUCCUUUUGGAUACAUUGACGGCUCCAUCAAGGAUAACAGAGCCUAUGAGCAAUAUCACUGGUUGGCGGAGGAUCUUGGCAAGGUUGAUCGCUGUAAAACACCCUGGGUUGUCGUCAUGGGUCAUCGUCCCAUGUACAGCUCUCACGACUCCAGCAACUAUCAUCUGCACCUUCGUGAGGCCUUUGAGGGGUUAUUCUUGAAGAACAAGGUUGAUUUGUACAUCGCUGGACAUGUUCAUUGGUAUGAGCGUCUCAAGCCUAUAAGGAAUUGUGAUGUCGACCAUCGUGCGAUUAAAAACGAUAGCGAAAAGCAUGGUGUUUACGAGGUGAGGCCUGGACACUCUAUGGUUCAUCUCAUCAACGGCGCUGCGGGGAAUAUCGAAAGCCACGCUACCAUUAACAAGUCCUGGCCUAUACCCGACAUAACAGCCCAUCGGAAUAUCACUAGCUUUGGCUUUUCCAAGUUGACUGUUUUCAACGAAUCAACUCUUUCUUGGAAGUUCAUCCAGGGCCACGAUGGUAAAGUCGGCGAUGAACUCACGGUGCUGAAGAAUGCGUCUUUGACUUGCAAGGACUACAAAACUUAUAGGUCAACUAGCUCGUCCGGCUCGUCCGGUUCGUCUUGCGCUACUGAGUGCUCUGGAUCUGGCGUUCUGGCCUGGCUCUACUGCAAUGUCUAUUGUGCCAGCUUUGGGGAACCACUCAAGGUUUAA
Fusarium proliferatum ET1 is the source of this 2163-nucleotide messenger RNA. RefSeq lists its product as uncharacterized. Bases 1 to 2163 code for a protein of 720 amino acids. The transcript has 2 exons. The record is from RefSeq and is a predicted model, not a curated record. Lineage: Eukaryota; Fungi; Ascomycota; Sordariomycetes; Hypocreales; Nectriaceae. Gene Ontology annotation, molecular function: acid phosphatase activity; metal ion binding.